Messenger RNA from Lobosporangium transversale, 2852 nucleotides. RefSeq lists its product as hypothetical. The transcript is spliced from 2 exons. NCBI's taxonomy places the organism in Eukaryota, Fungi, Mortierellomycota, Mortierellomycetes, Mortierellales, Mortierellaceae. The coding region runs from base 135 to 2777 and encodes 880 amino acids. The record is from RefSeq and is a predicted model, not a curated record.
UCAUUCCUAUUAUUUUGGUUUUCAAUUGUUCGGUAUUUUCUUUUUAAGCUUCCAUAUCCAUCACACAACAGCAUAUCACCACUUAAAUCCACAUUCUGACACUCUACACAAAUAAUACAGCAGACAGAGAAUUAAUGCCCUCGAGAAUCUCGGUUGAACUAUCGCCCCCCUCGGCCACUAACUCGCUGGCCAUAUUGGCCAAUCCUGGUUCUACUAUCACAAACGGCGACAACGUCUAUCCUCUUCAAAAGCCGAUUAGUCUUGUACCCAUAUCAACAAGUCCUCCUGGAGUGUCCGGGAUGGAUAAUGCCACUUUGAGCCAUCCAACCGCCUCUCCUUGCUCCAGCUCACCGUCAGUGUCGUCGUCUCCUUCAUCAUCAACACUCUCGCUCCCUGUAUCAGCCUUGGCAGACAGCAACAAAGACAAGGGCAAGGGUAAAGCAAAGGCAAAUGACGACAACGAGGUGGACAACAACAGCCUCUCUACUAUCGAUGUUAUAGACAGGGACAGAGCGUUGUUUUGUACAGGAUCGCAAGCCAAUCAGAAUCACGUUUACGCUUGUGCCACCCAGUCAUCAGACGUAUUUCUUCCCAUGAACAACAAUACAAGCAAUGAAGUGUAUCAACAACAACAAAACGGCGUCCAUCUAAAUUCUCAAGAACCACAUUCACCACAUUCAGCUCUUCUUUUCUCGUCUUCUAUCCAUCAGGAACAACAAGAUAAACAUGAUGCACAACAAAUAGAUACAGUGGGAGCUGAUAAAGGGAAUGGGAAAGGGAAAGGGAAAGGGAAAGCCCCAAUGGAUGUAUUUGAUGACAAAAGCAAGAGUAUUGCCCUAAAUAACGGCAAUAGCAAUACUGAUAUCUACUGCGACCAAGACUUAGUACAACCCAGCACUAAUUCGUUUACUGGCCAACAUCCGGCUCACAUUGGCGCUAUAGCAUCUGCACAUGUACGGCCUAAUGCAGCUACAGAAUCGACAGCAGCUAGCUCUCCAACUAGAUCUAACCUCUAUGCCCAUUCUACUACAAGAUCAUCCAACUCAUCCUCGCUCACCUCAUUGUCCUCAGUCGAGGAAGGAGUUGAGUAUUUCAAGAUCAAGGCAGGCAGCGCUGCGGAACAACACUCUUCCUCCUCAGCUUCUAAAGCCAUAACAGACUUGCCAAGCACAGAAGCAUUCCAGAAGAGGAAAUCUUUCCGUUCAGCUUCCAUAUCCAUGGCUGGCUCUGGUUCUGGCUCUGGACCAAGUUCGUCGCACCCUCGUAUCUUCUCAACGUCAGCUCAAUGCUCGUACCCGAACGGUGCUAGUAGCAGCAGCAGCGGCAGCAGCAACCACGCUGUCAUUAAUUCUGGAUCCGGUUCAAGCUCAAAGCCUAUCCUAAACCGUGCAUUGACUGGCCCAGCUACUUUUCAACACUCGUUUGCAAUUUCGGGCACAUCCUCAUCUGUUGCUCCACCUAUGCCUAGCCCAUCUAUUCCUGGAUAUGAUGAAGUGAGUGAGGUUCAGGACUUUAGUCAUUUGGGCUACGAUGCUCUCCCAGCCGACUUUGAUUUUGGUGAUUUACCCUUUUACGAUACGGACCCACGUACAGGCACCAUUUACGGUGAUCCAUAUGGUAUUACACGGCCGUAUCUUAAUCCAGCGGUACAUUUUGAUCUCUAUCAACUGAUACACGACAAGAGUGAUCCUCGUAAAACCAAUAUUUUCAACAAGUAUGGCGCGUUACUGUACUGCCAUCCCGGUCGACACAUUGGACAGGAGCAGGAUUCGUUGAGAUCUUUGAUAAACAACCAGCCUAUCUGGACCAUGGCAGGACGCACUUCUACUUGGGGCACGCUGACCGCCACAGAGAUGGCAACUAAACGACAGAUUAAGUUGGUGAUGGAGAGUAACAAGAAGAAAGCUGGCGGCGAAUCGAAUGAACCUCUUGCAAGGUUCGUUUUUCGAUGGAAGGAGGAUGACUUUGUGGUUGAGUACAGGAAGCAAAAAGAUCAGUACAGGAUCACCUGCUCACAAAUGUGUGGGGGCGAAUCCAAAUGGAAGCCGCCGCAGCCUAAACAUACCCAGACCAUGUUCCAUGGCAUGGGAAUGGAGUCUGCAGGCAUUCCACAUAUUGCCAGCACCAUUGGUACGCCAUCUCCAUUUGAUCCGACUCGGUACCUCCAAUUGGUUUCUGAAUACCGAUUAAACUCAGGCCCAGUGCAGAAACGAGGAGAUUUUGAGCUAUAUAACCCAGAUACAUUCCCAGCAGAAUUCAGGACAUUCUUGAUGUUGGUCUCAAUUGUUGUUUUGGAUAUAAUGCGCCCAGUAGAUGAUAAGGCAUUCUAUAAGGAAUUUCCGGAAGCAAUGCAUCUCAAGUCCAAGGUGAAAAAUCCUGGAGGGAUUCGUUCCGCAAUUGGUGGAGGUGGAGUGGGUGGUGGUAUUCCUAUAACAAAUGCUCAUCCCUCGGAAUCCAGCGCAGGAGCCAAGGUCGAGGGGGGUUCUCAUUCUAAACUGAGCUCUACAUCUUCUUUGGAUGUAAAUCACAACAAGAAUAGCAAUAUCACCAGCUCUGCUGGCUUGAAGUCUGCAGUAGGAGCAGUCGUUGAUGUUGGUCCACCAACCCCACCGACUAUGACAAGAAGCACAACCCUCAAGCCAUCUGAUACUUCAGCAUUCCCUACUGUUACUAACUCUAAUACCCCUCCUCCUCCCACAACUCUGAUCCGAGCCAAGACAGAGAUGCCGCUAGCUCCUGUCAAGAAGUCACGAUGGGGAAGCUUUUUCAAGAAGUGAAAUUGCUUUUUUAGCGGAACAAAAUAGCUAUAAACUCGUAUCAUCUUUUCAUUUAUCUCUCCUUAUGCUAUACCC